This is a messenger RNA of Monoraphidium neglectum, 2412 nucleotides long. RefSeq lists its product as hypothetical. The record is from RefSeq and is a predicted model, not a curated record. NCBI's taxonomy places the organism in Eukaryota, Viridiplantae, Chlorophyta, Chlorophyceae, Sphaeropleales, Selenastraceae. The transcript has 4 exons. Bases 1 to 2412 code for a protein of 803 amino acids.
AUGUGGUGUUUCUCCUGCGGUUCUUCCGCCGUCAAGGGCGAAGUGUCGGACGCGACCACCGGCCCGCGGCUCGCAGGCCCGCCCGACGCAGCCACCAAGCCCACUAUCAGCAAGCGUCAUGCUGACACGGCCAGCGACGCGCCGGCGGCGCGCGAGCGCCGUGACCAGACCGCUGUGAAAUUCGACGAUGCCCCGGCCCGGUCAGACGCUGCGGCGCCGGCGGCGGGGCCGGUUAUUGAUGCCUCGAGCGAGCGCGCGCGUGGCGCAGCCGCGCCCGUGAACGGCCCACCGGAGCCCGCCCGCGCCCCAGCGCCCGCGGCCCGUUCGCCGCUGGCGCCGCAGGCCGUUAGCGACAACGCGAGGCCGGGCCCCGCAGAGGGCGAGGAGCCCACAGCCGCGAACGCGGCCGGGACCCUGGUGGCGGAGGGCGGCGCGGCGGCGGCUGGAGGCGACGGCCCCGCCGGCAACGGGCCGGCCGCGGCGGACGCCGGGCCAAAGCGUGGCCCGCAGCCGGGGGCGCAGCUGGAUGAGGGGGCCGCGGGGCUGGUUGCGGCUGCAGGGGCGGGGGCCGCAGGGGCGGCGGCAGCCCAAACCAAGGCGCUGCCAGAUAAGGUUGCCCCAGAGGAGGCAGCGUCAGAGGCGGCAGUGCCCGAGGCGGCAGCUAAAGAGGCACCGGCCGCAGCACCUGCCGCUGGGGUCGAGGCCGCGGCAAACGAGGGGGCGACGGGCGAGGCGUCUGUGGACCAGCCUGCGGCAGAUGAGGCAGCUGCGAACGAGGCAGCUGCGGACAAAGGGGCUACAGACGAGGCAGCUGCGGACGAGGCAGCCGCGGACAACGUCACGGCGUUCAAGGCGACUGCAGAGCCGGCCGCCUCAGCGGCGGUGGCGCCAGAGGCAGCACAGGUGCCAGAGGCGGCGGCGCGUCCAGAGGCGGCGGUUGCGAGGGACACGGCAGAGCCAGAGGCCGCGGCGCCAGAGGGCAAAGCUGCAGAGGCGGUGGCGCUCGAGCCAGCAGCCGCGAAGGAGGCAGUGCCAGAGGCGUCAGUGGAGGAGCCUGGCGCUGCUGCGCCAGAGGUGGCGGCACCAGAGGAGGCCGCGCCACAAAUGGCGGCGCCAGAGGCGGCGACGGCAGCGGCGGUGGUCCCUGACGAUGCUGCUGUGGCAGAGGCAGCUGCUCAUAAGGCAGCUGCACAGAAGGCAGCUACAGAGGAAGCAGUGUCAGAGGCGGCGGGACAGGAGGCGGCCGCCCCAGAUGAGUCCGCUGCACAGGCGCUUGCGCCAGAGGCGCUGGGACUGCAGGGCCCUGACCGGGUGGCCACGGCGCCGGCCCCUGAGGGUGCUGACUCAGCAGUGGGCCCCGAGGUUGCUGACUCAGCGGUGGAGGGCGAGGCGCCGCCGGUGCCGCGCGACGCCGCUCCUGUCCCGGCGGGAGGCGCGGAGGCGGCGGAGGAGGGGGCCGCUCAGCGCGCGGGCGAGGCUCAGGGCCAAGGCGGCCGCGCGGCGCAGGUGGAUGUGGCACGCGAGGAAGCCCACGCCGCGGCGGAGGAGGAGGAGGGAUGGGCGGAGGCGGCGGACGGGAAAGCCCAGGAUGCGGUCAUCCCUCCCAUUGACGAUGAACACAGCGAAAAGCAAGGGGAGGCAGCAGCAACUGAGGGCAUGGCCGAUACCGACGAGCCGGCUCCGGCCCUGAUUGAGCCGUCUGCCGCGGCGAGCGCCAGCGCCUUUGCCGCGCCUGCCGCCGCCGGGCCGGGGGCGAUCGGAGGGCUGGCGGACGGCGCGAGCGGCCAGGGCAGCGGCGGCGGCAGCGGCGGCAGCCGCGACCUGGAUGAGAAGUUUGUCAGCGCCGAGCUGCAGUUCAUGGGCAGCGGCCUCACCGAAUUCAUGAGCACCGACAUCGACGCCGCGCUGCCCGGCGCCGCGCCGCCCGCCGCCCCGGCGGCCGAGGGGGUCGCCGCGGCCCGUGAGCCGCCGGCGCCGGCGCCGGCGAUGGCUGCCGCCAUUUUGGUGGCCACCAACGGAGGCGCCGGCGCCGCGGGCGGGCCGGCGGCAAAUGGAGGCGCAGGCGCUGCGCCAGCGGGCGAGCAGGAGGGGGCUGCGGCGGGAGUGGGGGCAGUGCAGCCCAAGGAUUCGGCGCCCGCGGGGGCGGGUGAAGACGAUGACGUCGCGCGACUGCUGGCCAGGGCACGCACGCAGUCCAGCCGCAUGUCGGCGGACAGUGACCCUGUGGCCAACCUGCUCACAGCAGCCCACAGCCAGUCCUCCAGGAUCAACGAGAUUGUCCAGGGCGCCACCCCCGGUCGCGAUGUGGGCGGCGCCGGGGCCGCGGGCGGCGCGGCGGGGAAGGCGCGGCGGCUCGAGGCGCUGCGAUCGUUCAAGAUCGCUUCUGAGGAUGAGGAUGACGAGGACGAGUGA